Molecule: messenger RNA, 2707 nt
Organism: Xiphophorus hellerii (green swordtail)
Lineage: Eukaryota; Metazoa; Chordata; Actinopteri; Cyprinodontiformes; Poeciliidae
Gene: pias2
Product: protein inhibitor of activated STAT, 2
Exons: 14
Coding region: 53-1678 (541 amino acids)
Biological process (GO): regulation of transcription by RNA polymerase II; protein sumoylation
Cellular component (GO): chromatin
Molecular function (GO): SUMO ligase activity; transcription coregulator activity; zinc ion binding
Source: RefSeq, a predicted model, not a curated record
AUGAGCUAAGGUAUAACGGAAAUACUGACCCGGAAAAACAAAAUGGCAAAAAAUGGGGGAUCACAGGAGUCAACCCUCUAACAUAAACCUCAGCCUCUUGACAGGCGAAACAGCAGUGUGGUACUGUGCCAAAACCAGCAUGAACCUUCAACAGCCUGCCCCUCUCAUUCCCCCUGUCCAUCCUGAUGUACAGAUGAAACCGCUGCCCUUUUAUGAUGUGCUGGAUGUUCUUAUCAAGCCUUCAAGUCUAGGAGCAAGUACUGCACAGAGGUACCAUCAAGAAAAGUAUUUUAUUUUUGCAUUAACACCUCAGCAAGUUCGAGAAGUAUGCAUAUCCAGAGACUUCCUGCCAGGUGGCAGAAGGGACUAUAUGGUUCAAAUUCAACUUAGGUUCUGCUUGGCAGAGACAAGUUGUCCACAAGAUGAUAAUUUCCCCAACAGUCUUUGUAUAAAGGUCAAUGGCAAGCUCUUUCCUUUGCCUGGAUUUGCACCACCACCAAAAAAUGGAGUUGAACAGAAGAGAACAGGAAGACCCCUAAACAUUACCUCCCUUGUCAGACUUUCAUCUGCUGUGCCAAACCAGAUUUCAGUGACAUGGACCCAAGAAAUGGGAAAGACUUAUUCUCUCUCUGUGUACCUUGUGAGGCAACUGACAUCACCAUUGCUCCUGCAAAGACUGAGGAUGAAGGGAAUCAGAAGCCCAGACCACUCCAGGGCCCUAAUUAAGGAGAAGCUAACAGCAGAUCCAGACAGUGAGAUUGCCACAACAAGUCUUCGGGUGUCACUCAUGUGUCCGCUGGGUAAGAUGCGACUGACAGUCCCGUGCAGAGCUGUGACAUGCUCUCAUCUACAGUGCUUUGAUGCUGCCCUCUACCUGCAGAUGAACGAAAAGAAACCUACCUGGAUCUGUCCUGUGUGUGACAAGAAAGCCGAUUAUGAAAAUCUCAUUAUUGAUGGUCUAUUCUUGGAGAUCCUUAAUGACUGCUCAGAUGUUGAUGAAAUCAAGUUUCAAGAGGAUGGGACCUGGUGCCCAAUGAGACCGAAGAAAGAUCCGGUCAAGUUCUCUGUUCAUUCAGUCGGAAAAGUAGAAUCCACAACUCCUUUACACCAGUCGUCAGUGGUAGCCCAUCCUGUGGAACCCAAUCUCAACAAGAAAACUGAUGUAAUUGAUCUGACACUUGAAAGCUCCUCAUCUUCUGAUGAUGAUGAUGAUGAUGAUACAAGCACAACCCCUCCAUCUAAGAGACAGUGCAUUUACAUCUCCAAGAAUGAGGAAAUUCAUGCUAAAGGUGUGUUGACGUACCAGCCCUCUCUUCGUAUGCCGAAUGUUCCAGGCCUGGAACAGUCAUACCUUACCUCAGCGAUUGCAGAGUAUGCAGUUCCUUUCCGCCCAUCUACCCUAGGCUCCAUUCCUACUGAAUUGCAAAGUCUGGAUUUGUUUUCAUUAAUCCCAACAGAUCCUCAGCAUUACAGGCCCCAAAUGUUUUUGGAAAACCUUUCAGGCAGCCUGCACAGCAUACCCAGCACUAGCUCUGGUUUGGUAACCUCUACCUCCAGCACCAACUUUAAUGCCAGUGGUCAUACUGCCACCUCCAUCCACAGUACACCAGUCGUCACAGGAGGUUCCACUGGAGAAGUGACUGGAGGUAGCCUGUCGGAUAUUAUUUCAUUGGACUGAGCCACAUUCCUCUACACCUUUCAAUGCCUAUUUUAAAGGUUUUCUGUGGUAAAUGGUAAAUAGUUUUCAGAUUCCUAAGCAUUUUGAUCUUGCCAUUGUCUAGUGCUAUUUUUACUGGAUGAGUUAAAUGGAAAGAGAGCAAAAACUUAACUUACAUUUUUUUGUCACAUGGUUUAGUUUGCCAUUUUAAAUGUUCAAUUACUCUGUGCACAUGGAAAGUGCACAAAGAUUCCCUCUGAGUGGAGAGACCUCCUGAGAAUGAAGAAGCUCCCGUUAGAAGGAAGUAGAGUGAGUGGACCUAACCUAAGCAAGAAAAACGAGUGCAAAAUAAAUGUUUUAAAUUAUACAAAAACUUGGUAUGUGGUAAAAUGACCAUCUUGCAGCUCAUAUAUGUUAUCAGUUGCGAGAUAUUAUCUAUAUCUGUUUGAGUUUAGUUAACUGGAAAUGGUUACUUGAAGAGCUAUAUGUAAGAAUAUUUCAUUUUCAGAUGAUAUUUUUGCGACAUUUAACCAGUCCUAUUAAAACUUCAAAGAUUCUAAAUGUGAGCUGUGUUCUUAAUCCUUUCUAGAAUUUCUGCACAGCAAUGUGUGUACUCAAAAUCCUGAUUGCAGUUAGUAAAUGACGUGGAAAAUUUGUAUGACAUAAUUUUGUUAGAAAUGUCUGUUUGUCUGAAUGAAUUAACAUGUUGAAAUUGGCUUUGUGUUGCUAGGUAGCACAAUAAAAAUUAAAAUGCAAGUAUUGUAUCAGAAAUCACUUAGACUUUCAGAAUUUCUCUUACUAUAACUACCUGUAACUUUUUUUAUUUAAGGUGUUUUAUUUACUUAAUCACUGUCAGUAAAAUGUUUAAGUCAGAAAAUCAGGAAGAGACCGAACUACUAGAGCUGAAACCUGAAGAUUUUACAUCAGGGAAAUGUUUCUUCUGCAAGAAUCUUUCUGCAGUUGUGUAACCUAACCUUGAGACAGAUUGCAUGAAAUUACUUAAUCACUGAGCCAUACUUCUUUAUGACAAUUGAACCAAACUUAAAAGUU